Molecule: messenger RNA, 903 nt
Organism: Cercopithifilaria johnstoni
Lineage: Eukaryota; Metazoa; Nematoda; Chromadorea; Rhabditida; Onchocercidae
Source: the annotation of a GenBank genome assembly
AUGAGCGUGAAGGUACUCGUGGGACUUGCUACAGCAUGCAGUGUCUUCGUGAUAAUUAUAUCUCUAGUUGCUGUUUGCAUCAUUUACAACGAUAUUAAUAACUUCUAUGAUGAUGUUAUGGAUGAAAUGGGAGAGUUUAAGACUGUAGCAGAUGACACAUGGCAAAGGAUAUUGUUAUUGCACAUGCAUCCGUCCGGUAACACUGAUGCAACUCCAACCUUUUCAAGCCUUUUUGCAAGGUUCAAACGACAAUUUCAGUUUCCCGAGCGGUGUAAUUGUGGACCUUCUGCAGAAGGUUGCCCAACAGGUCCACCUGGACCACGCGGAGAUACAGGUGAAAAAGGAACAGACGGAUAUCCAGGUGGAGAUGGACCACGAGGUCCACCGGCUAUCGUACCGAUAACAACACCUAUGCCACGCGAAUGCAUUGAUUGUCCACCGGGACCAAGUGGACCAGAAGGACCACAAGGAGAAAUGGGAGAAAGUGGACCACCUGGAAAAGUGGGUAUGGAUGGAAGACCAGGAGCACGAGGGAGACCAGGACAACAAGGACCACAAGGUGAACCUGGUAAUCCAGGACCUGAUGGGACACCCGGACAACCAGGUCCCCCAGGUAGAGAUGGUAAACGUGGAACUGGACCACAAGGACCAAAAGGACCAACUGGAUCACGUGGACCAUCAGGACCUCCAGGUGAAGAUGGACAAAAAGGUGCUGAUGGGGAACCAGGCGAACAGGGACCACCUGGAAGGAAUGGUAAUGAUGGCAGACCCGGUACAGAUGGUAGACCGGGAACGCCUGGAGCUCAAGGUCUAUCAGGCCCAGAUGCCCAUUACUGCCCAUGUCCACCACGAAGUUCCGUGUUUCUGACAAUGGCAAAGAAGGCAAAGCAAAAGUCAGCUUAA